This is a messenger RNA of Medioppia subpectinata, 303 nucleotides long. The record is from the annotation of a GenBank genome assembly. Lineage: Eukaryota; Metazoa; Arthropoda; Arachnida; Sarcoptiformes; Oppiidae.
UUUUUGGAUUUAAGCGAUUUGGUUAAGAAUAAGGGCUGGAAAAAGGAGAGACCCACCGGUGGUAAAGACCCCAUUGCUUAUAAUGGCAACGUAUGGCUCGGUUAUGACGACCCAUACCAGGCCUAUGACAAAAGCAAAUGGGUAAAAGACAAUGGCUUUGGUGGUAUAAUCGUGUGGGAGGUCGGCCAGGAUGAUACCCAGGGCAGUUGCUGUGCGGUGAAAUUCCCAAUGCUCCGGGCAAUUAAUAAUGGUCUGUUUGGCACUGGAAAGGGACCCGAGACUUAUGGUUGUGAACAUAAAUAG